Raphanus sativus (radish) is the source of this 578-nucleotide messenger RNA. RefSeq lists its product as uncharacterized. The record is from RefSeq and is a predicted model, not a curated record. Lineage: Eukaryota; Viridiplantae; Streptophyta; Magnoliopsida; Brassicales; Brassicaceae.
AAAUACGUCACAAAGAAAGCUUUAACAACUACACACUAUAUUUAAGUUAUCUUCUAUUGUGAUUCUCAUGUUUCUCCUCUCUCUUUUUUAAUUUUAUUGAAAAUACCAAAUAUUUGAUUAGAAGAUAAGGAGGUAAUAAAUAGUAAAUGGCUGAUCAAAAUCCAAGAAUCAUCGUCGAGAAAAAUCCAUCUCAAGAUCGUCUUGAUGAACUGAAGAUCAAGUCAUGGCCCAAGUGGGGAUGUUCACCAGGGAAGUACCAUUUGAAAUACGAAGCAGAAGAGAUAUGUUACAUUGUGAAGGGUAAAGUUAAGGUUUACCCUAAAUCAUCAUCAUCAUCAACAGCAGCAUCAUCGUCAUCAUUGGAUACAGGAGUAGAGUGGUGUGUAGAGUUUGGAGCAGGUGAUAUUGUCACUUUUCCCAAGGAACUUUCUUGUACUUGGGAUGUAUCUCUUUCCGUUGACAAACAUUACAUAUUCCGCCCCAAUUAGUUCUUCACUUCUUUGUUUUGAUUUGUUACCAUUGUUAUAUUUUAUGUUCAUUUUGUUUGGGGUUUUAUAUAGACUUGUGCGCAUUAAGAA